AUGGCUACCGGAAUGUAUAAUCCCUCUCUCAGCUUCAACUCCACCUACUACGGCAAGGAUUACCGCGCCGGCGCCGCCCUGCUGCGCGCCCGCCGCCCAUACCUGUUCAAGAACGCUCUCACUGGCUUCGGACUGUUCGCAUUCACAAUUGCAGUCUAUACCUAUACCCUGAAGGCUGUCGGACAAGAAGAGUUCGCUGACGUCAAGGUCCCCGAUGCCCCCGUCGAGAAGAAAUAA
Molecule: messenger RNA, 237 nt
Organism: Penicillium soppii
Lineage: Eukaryota; Fungi; Ascomycota; Eurotiomycetes; Eurotiales; Aspergillaceae
Product: Coiled-coil domain-containing protein 56
Exons: 3
Coding region: 1-237 (78 amino acids)
Biological process (GO): mitochondrial respiratory chain complex IV assembly
Cellular component (GO): mitochondrial inner membrane
Source: RefSeq, a predicted model, not a curated record